Molecule: messenger RNA, 6463 nt
Organism: Etheostoma spectabile (orangethroat darter)
Lineage: Eukaryota; Metazoa; Chordata; Actinopteri; Perciformes; Percidae
Gene: nrip1b
Product: nuclear receptor interacting protein 1b
Exons: 2
Coding region: 774-4418 (1214 amino acids)
Biological process (GO): regulation of transcription by RNA polymerase II
Cellular component (GO): nucleus
Molecular function (GO): transcription coregulator activity; signaling receptor binding
Source: RefSeq, a predicted model, not a curated record
GGAGAGGAGGAGGAGUGUGCCUGUCUCCGCUCACUUCUCCACUGCGAGGGGACUCCGAGAAUCAACAAUUCCCACAGACUGCACGCUACACACCUCAGCACGCUCACAAGCGCAACACACACAAGAGAAAACGAGGCAUUUUUUUUGGACUAACAUUUUGAUUUUUUUUCUUUUUCUUUUUUUUCUUCUUCUAAAGCCUCUCUCGCCAUUUUUGUUCCGUGCCAAAAGUGUCAAGACAGAUGCGGCCGUUUUCAUUGGAUUUGCCUCCUCCUGUCGAAUAAUAACGAUGCGGCUCUCCGGCUGACUGUGGGGUGGACAACGCAGGUCCCCAAUGUGAGAUCUGCAAAGCUGAGAAGGCGCCACUGACCGAACCACAGCCAGGCUUCAGGACAGACAUCCCAAACAUCCACAGCCACGGAAUGUGUCAACAUCUUUGUGGUGAAAUCCCGCUGACUCCUCGCUCGCUACUCACAUAAGCCUGGAGCUGGGCCUUCUGGGAUCCUACAGUCUUUAAAGGCAUAUAACAAUGCCUGGGAGGCCCACCCGCCCCAGAUUGCCUCCAACCAUGGUUGCAGUUUCACCACAGUGCUGACUGCCCACUACAGAAAGGAUUCAUAUCUGGUCAGUGCAUCCUUCGGCUCCCUCACUCUGGGCAAUUGCUUGCCUUCUUUUUGGUAUUUAGGAAGUGCUUGCCACUGUCAACCAGAUGACGUAGUGGACAUUUGUUUCCCAGUAGUAGUGCUGAACCAUACGAGGGGAUCCUAGUAUUGAACAUGACUCAUGGGGAGGAGCCUGGCCCUGAGACACACAAGGAUUCAGCUGUUCUAACUUAUCUGGAAGGUUUACUGAUGCAUCCAGUGGUAGCCGGGCCUGGGGCCACGGCAAGCGGGAGGUCUGAGGCUGCCCACAGCAACCAGGAGCAGGCUGACAAGGUGUGCGGGCCUUUCCAACUGCCCAACCAUGGCCCCACAGCACCUAAGGGUGGAACCAACGGGCCCACACUAGGUUCUUCGCAACACCUGAAGAAGGCCCGCCUACUGCGCUCUGGAGCCUGGAAUGAUCCAGGGAACCAGCGGAUGAGUUCCCCCCCAAUGGAACUGAAUGGCCAAGGGGGAGGCCUGCAAAAUGGAACACUAGAGGGAUCUCCUCACGCUGGGGAGAGUACUCUGUUGGCUUCCCUGCUUCAGUCAUUCAGCUCACGGCUUCAGAGUGUGGCGAUGUCUCAGCACUCUAAUAAACCCCCCAAUGAGUGUUCCUCCCCCUCCAAGGCACCACCUACGGACAAAGAGCCACUUCCUGUAUACGGGACAGCCUCAAGCCGUUUAAAGGGCCUAAUGAGGAAGAGCAAGCUCCAAAAUCAUAGCAACACACCUUACAGUCGCCGAGGACACAGUCAGGACAGACCCCCAGAAUCCCCUCGGUCAGCACACAGUGCCACGCCUCCCGCUGCCCCUGCUACAGCUGAAUCAGUGUCCUGUGCGGAGCGUCUGAAGGCGGUGGCCAACAUGGUGAAAAUCCGUUCUAGUCCAGCACCUUCACCUUCACCCAAGCCCAGUGUGGCCUGCAGUCAACUGGCCCUGCUGCUGUCCAGUGAAGCCCAUCUCCAGCAGUACUCCAGAGAGCAUGCACUCAAAGCCCAGCUCUCUGGGAGAUCUGCCAGCGAGAGACUGGCUGCCAUGGCAAACCAGCAGCAUGGUCCGGACAAAAGGCCACCUAGUGUGGGAGGGAGUCUUCCUGGAGCCACAGACACACUAAGCUCCUUAACAACCCAAAAUGGAAUGACAACAACAACCACAGUAACAACAACACUCCCUCGGACAGCCUUGUCCAGUCCACAGAGCCCCUCUCUGCUGCGUGGCCACAGCCAAAGCUCCCCUCCCACUCCCCCACAUGCUCCAAACCCCACUCACAGCCAAGCUCCUAGGGAGAAGCGAGGCGUUGACUCACGUCCAACCCGUCCCCCUCAGACAUGCAGCAGCUUGCUGCUGCUGCUACUCAACAACCACAACAACCAGAAGCAGUUGACCAAGAAUGGGCACCUGGAGGACAGCUGUGGCAUUCUGCCGCCGAGCGGCUCCUCUUCAGUCACGUCAGACAGCGAGUGCUCCAUCCAGGAGAGGAGUCUGGCCAAGGACAGCAGUGAUGCAGAGAGUUCCUACUGGAGUUGCUCCCCCAUUGAUCUCUCCAUGAGAAGCCGGGCCAGUACACAAUACACAGGGCCCAAAACUUCCACCCCCUCUUCCUCCUUCUCCUCUUUCUCCUCUUCUACCUCUACCUUGUCUUCUUCCACCACAGUGUUUUCCUCCACCCCAGUUGCGUUCUCUCCCCAAGCUUCUGCUCAACCCUCCACCAACACCGCCUUUUCACCAAGCUCUACUGUUGUCUCCUCUGUUUCCACUGCUAUUUCUACUUCUUCCUCCUCCUCUAUCUCUACCUCCUCCCUGGACAAACUAACAGAAUCUUUACUAAAAAAGUGGAAGCCAGAGCCAUCAGGAUCAAAUGUGUGCAAGAACAAGGAGCCUGAAGUGAGCCCCGACCGAAAAUCCCACUCUAAGGUCACACUUAUGCAGCUCCUCCUUGAGCGCAGAAAUAAUGAGAUGGUUAAUAAAAGCAUAGGUAACCAGGAUUUGCCACUUGAUAUAACUAUGGCCACCAUGUCUCGAGAACAACCAAAGGGACUCGUGCCCUGGGAGGAGACCAGAACAGAAAGCCCCAUAAAUAGACCGGUAGCCCCAGCUCAGCCCCUCUACUCACUUAGUCGUGACCCCAGUGGCGCUCUGUCCCCGUACUCCUACUCCUCCCCCCAUGUCCAGUCCAGCCCGUUGGAUUUGUGUAAGUCUAAAGCCUUCCCUGCUGAGAAGGCUUCAGAGCCUGCCUUCAGUGCCAGUAAACUUUUACAAAAUCUGGCUCAGUGUGGCACAGCUUCUUCCUCCCCACCCAUCCCAUCUAGCAAAGGGCUGGGUCAGGAGCUUGAUGCCAGUAGGCCCCUUGCCCUAUUGGAACGGCUCAAUGCCCCGAUCCACAGGACCACCACCACUCCACUCUCUGACAGGCCCUCCGGCAGUGGCACACCUUUCAGUCAGAAGGAAGCCUCUCCUUCAUCACAGAUUGAGAACCUUCUGGAGAGGCGCACCGUGCUACAGCUUCUCCUAGGAACAGGCUCAGCUACUGCUACAGUCAGCCGCAAAGACAGGCCCAGUGGCAGGAGGAGUGUGGAGGUUGCAGGGGGGUGCUAUGACAAGAGCCCCAGUGCCUCCAUUGUCUGUGACAGCUCCAAUGGGCCCCCAUUGGACGUAAAGGUAAAAACUGAGCUCACAGAGGAGGUGGGUCAGUCCUCGGCCAUGUCUGAGGACUCGAGUGGCAGAAAGAGACAUAGUGGCUAUGAGAAGAAUAGCCCACUCUCAGAUUCUCAGCAGCACUUAAAAACAGAACCACAGCCUGCAGAGGUCAUAGCAAAAUAUGGCCUUCUCAGCCAGCUGCUUAAACAACAGACUGCUACCUACUAUACCAGUUCUGCCAUGCAGGCUGAGUCCCAGCCCAGACAGGUUAAAGAGGAACAGAGCGAGUGUCCGAGCCCCAGUCCUAAGAAGAGACGCCUCUGCUCUGAUCGGACUGACAGUUUGCAUAAUACCAGCUCUCCAAGAGCAGUGGACAGUGGCGACAUGAACAUUUUUGCAUCUUCUGCUGUUCAGGAAGAGCCUGAAUGGCCUAGGAAUGUGAAGGAAGAGGACGCUCCGCCACGGAGCCCACCAAGUGAAACCCUCACCAGAGAGAGCCGGGGCUUCAAUGUGCUCAAGCAGCUGCUGCUCUCUGACAACUGCCUGAAGGAGCUGUCCCAGCAGCCCCGGGGGACGCCCAAUCCUUCCGUCCUGCAGGCCAAUGGCAAGGCCAACGGCAGCAUUCUCAGUCAGCCUGCCCAUAAUCACAGCUUCCUCCACCUGCCCGGCUGGCAACCCCGUGGUUCCCUAAACUCAGGGCUUCCGAGUAAUCUCAGACCACUGCCCACCCCCCCUGCAGGCGACAGUCCAAUCCGCAGCCCCUGGAGUCGCCACCCAGCUCCGUGGCCAGUCACUCAAAAACGAGACCCCCCUACUCUGGUCAAACAGGAGCCCGAGAGCCCUGUGAGAUGGAGUAGUCAGGAGAAUGAGGAGGAGGAGGGCUGUGACUCAAACCUGGACUCUCCACGGCUCUCGCGCUCCAACCCCAUCCUGUAUUACAUGUUGCAGAAGGGCAGCAUUCAGUUGAGAAAGGAGGUGCGGGAGCAGGCAGAGGGAACCCAGUCUGUGGUCAGAGUUAAAGAAGAGCCAAUCAGUGACAUGCAUGCUUAUGAACACAGUCUGAGCUCCAUCCCGCAAUCACCGAAAAACAAUGACAAGCACAGCCAUGAGAGCCAGGGGCUGAGCCAUUCGUAUGAGUAGAAGUUGUAUCAACUACCGAAAAAUACAAAGUGGAAUCAAAUUCAUUGACUUGCCACCCCCCCCCCCCCUUUUUUUUUUUUUUAAUGACUUGCCAAAUUGGUUUGAUGGGACAAAUAAUGCAACAUUUGUUUUAUUAUUGUUGUGGAAUAGGGCAAGUUCAUAUUCAGAAGCAUACUUGCAUUGGUUUUUCAAUUUUAAACAGUGAGGUCAUGGAAUGGUACAAAACAGAUUGAUUCAACCAGAACUACACAACUGUCACAAAUGUAACCUUUCCCAUCAGUGAUUAUCACGCACUACAUAUUUAAUUUAGUUAACUAUGAAGUCCUCCUUUACAAUUUGGUCUUACACUUAUUAUUUGUAUCUGAAUUGUACACAUAUCACUAUUCCAUGUCCCCUUUGUUGCCUGCCAUAAAACAUUUAGAAAGAACAUUUCAGGCAACAUUCAUUAUUGAUGACUCCGAAAAUGUUAGUGCUCACUUCAGUGGACAUUUAUUUAUUUUCUCCAUCAGAACAUUUUCAGAUAGACAGAGUCCCAUCAAUUUUAGAUAAGAUUCCCAGAAAAAGUCAUUCUAGCGCAGACACGGCGGUCUAUUACAACAAUGUACAUGAUAAAUGUAUUCAAAGGAGGACCUGAAAAAACAAUAUUCACACUGCAAUAGCUUCAGUGAGGAUCCUACCAUGAUGAAUGCUUUGUCUUGCCUUUCCUCACGAUGCAGAGAGGGGGAUAACUACCAAUGGAAGGAGAGUGUAUCAAUGGAGGUUUAAAUAGUCGCAAGUCAUUGAGUUAUGCUUUUAUUUGGAUUGAACUUUUCAGAGGAAAUAUUCGACAGUGCAAAUUCAGGGUGACAUGUUUGCGGAUUGUGCCGUUUAGAGCAGAUGGGUCAACAGCGUGCGUGCUGCGUACAGUUGAGCAACUGUGUGUAAACAGGUUUCUAGAGCAACAGUUAAAAGGCUGCAGUGUCUGAGAAACGUGUCUUAACAUCCUGGGUAAACUCGCACCAAUUUUUUUUCAUGCACACAACACAAAAACAGUGUGAAGCACAUGGCUUUUUUAUUUUUUCAUUUCAUAUAAGGAGCACCUUGAGUUUGCACUGCCGAAGCUGAGUCCUCGGUGUCCUCUUCAGGAUAAUUUAAUGGCAUGUAAUUAAAAAAGUUUUUAAAAAAGUCAGUGUUAUCUGUUGAGAAUUUGACAGUUUGUGAUUCUUCUUAUUUUUUUUAUUUUUAUUUUUUUUCAUAAUUUCUUAACUGUUGUGGUUUAUGGACAUGUUUUAUUUUUGUCUGCAGUCUCUUAACUCAUAAAAUGUCAAAAGAAUUGCAUGAUAAUUAAGAGAAGACCACAGGUACAUCUUUGUUUUCAAAGCAGCUGGAAAUAUGUACUUGACCCCCCACCCCACCCCCCACCCCCCUUCCCAAUAAUCACCAAGACAUGUUGGUGUCUCGAGGGAUAUCUGGUAUCUAGCUCCUUUUUGAUUUUGAUUGUACGGUAUUCUCUUCAGUUAAUGUCACACACUGCUUUAUCCAUUUAGUCUUGUGAUCUUUUUAAUACAUAUACCUAUGAAGUAUGUCUCUUCGAUUAUUAAUACAUUUUCACAAUGGUUAAAUAUAUUUGUGUAAAUAGUACUUUCAGUAUGAAAGAUGACUAUUUUGUAAUGUUUAAGAAAAAGAUAUUACCCUAGUUUUUAAUGCCCUGAUAUGUAAAUAUGAAUUAUAUGCGUACAAGUGUACAUACAAAGGCAGAGGAUGCUAUGCCCAUCUUUUUCGGUUGGUUUGUUCUUUGCAUGUGUCUCUAUGUGGUAAAUGAUAAUCUAUCCUGCGCUGUGUUGUGUAAUAAUGUCUGACUCUCCUCACUGCUGCCUGUUGCAUGCAGACGCAUGGGAACUACCUGUGUAUCCCUACCGGUGAUGGGGGAAAAUGUCAAGUCUUAAAAUAGGUCUUUUUUUAUCACAGAGAGAGAGAGAAAGAGAGAGGUUCGUUUAGAAUAUGAACAGUCCUUAAAUAACCACAGACCGUCGAGCAAGUUGAUUUAAAGAUGUGUGAAAAAUAAA